This is a messenger RNA of Kwoniella shivajii, 1050 nucleotides long. RefSeq lists its product as uncharacterized. The record is from RefSeq and is a predicted model, not a curated record. Gene Ontology annotation, cellular component: MIS12/MIND type complex; nucleus; chromosome, centromeric region. Bases 1 to 1050 code for a protein of 349 amino acids. NCBI's taxonomy places the organism in Eukaryota, Fungi, Basidiomycota, Tremellomycetes, Tremellales, Cryptococcaceae. The transcript is spliced from 6 exons. Gene Ontology annotation, biological process: kinetochore assembly; mitotic cell cycle; mitotic sister chromatid segregation.
AUGCCACCUACAAGGUCGACGCAUAACAAGACACCAAAGAAAUCCAUAGCUUCAUCAAGUAAAAAAACACUUGAUGCUAUACCUCCCGUCGAUAUUCCUGAGAGUAUAACUCCAGGUUACACUUACAAACCUCUUGGAGAGAAGAAAGUGUUGAACGAGGAUGAACGUGCCAAGCUGAUCCAUGAGCUGGUAGGAUUCUAUCCUCGAACACUAUGUCACGAUAUAACGGAAGCUGCUCGAAGUGAAGUAUAUUCAACCGUAAAUUCAAUUGAAGAUUGGGCAAGAAGUGCGACUGGUAAUAAUCCUAAGUUGGAGACUGAAUUAGCCACUGGAUUGGUAGCACUUGAAACUCUACUUGAAUCACAUAUAGAUAAAGCAUUCGAUAAAUUUACAGCAUGGGUUUUAAGAAAUGCUUUUGAAUUUUCACCUGAACUACAAGUCGUCCUUCCAUGGCAAAAAGGUUUGGAUUUUCAACGAGGUGAAUACGUAUCAACUGAUAUGGGUGGACAAGAAGGAUUAGAUAGUUCUUUAGAUCAAAUGAGAUUGAAAGUUGAGCAGUCACGAUUAUUAGCUCAAAAAUUGGAAUUGGCAGAAAAGAAAUUAGAUAAAAGAUUAGCAAUAGCUAAACAACGUAAGAAUGAAGUUGGUUUCUUGAAAGAAAUCAUCGAUUCUGCUGGAUUAAACCCAUUACCUAAACCAUCUUCUCAACUCUUACCUACCCUGAUAUCAUUACACACAUCCUUACAACCUCUUGAACCCAUAUCUCCCACUAUGCCCAACUUCACAUCUGCCGCAGGACCAGGUGCGGGUAUAGGGGAACAUACAAAAGCUUGGGAAUUGGGCAGAGCAGCAUAUCUCAAUUGGGCACUCAAUAAAGUUAUCCCACCUUCUUCUACAUCUGCAUCCACCUCAGCAUCAACAGGUACUGUGUUGGGUGGUUCCACCAAAGGCAGUGGAGAAGGUGAUAUCUUAGAUAGGAUAGAAAUGGAUAUCAAAGAUGUCGUAGGUGACCAACCUCUAGAAAGCGAAAAGAUUUUAGGAAAUUUAUGA